Aureobasidium subglaciale EXF-2481 is the source of this 807-nucleotide messenger RNA. RefSeq lists its product as uncharacterized. The transcript is spliced from 2 exons. NCBI's taxonomy places the organism in Eukaryota, Fungi, Ascomycota, Dothideomycetes, Dothideales, Saccotheciaceae. Bases 1 to 807 code for a protein of 268 amino acids. The record is from RefSeq and is a predicted model, not a curated record.
AUGGAGUUGUCAGUCGCGUCGCUGGCGUCGAUGACUGCGGACAAGAAACCGUUCCCGUUUUUUGACCUGCCAUCGGAGUUACGCAUCAAGAUAUACCAAUACGUGCUGUUCAUAGACCAUGCUAGUGUCGUGGAUCUAGAUGUGUUCAACGACAGGAGGAUUGCGCCGCGUCUGACUUGCUUUCGCGCUUGUCGGCGCAUGCAUGAGGAGGCAUAUCCUGUCUUCUAUGGCUCGCCACAGCGACCCUUCAGACUAUUUCCAACUGGUGGAAACAUGUACAGAUACAAGAAGCCGUUGCCUGAGCUUCUUACUCCGACAUAUCGAGGUGCCAUCAAUACGAUGGAGCUUCGCCUGGGUCCAGGCUGGGAGAGGGUUCCCAAAUCCUGGCACACUGGUCCAACAGUAGGCCUCACCGACUGUGUAUCCCUGCGCAACCUCAAAGUCUUCGUACAAAUCGAUCCCACCGAUGCGACCUUCAAGGGACACCAUGGAAAAGGCAAUGAUCAAUUUACAUACAUGAAUCUCUCGGUGGGCUGGUUACAAGCCGUACUCGAGCAGGCGCCUAGCAUUCUCAAGGUCGAGAUUGACUCAUGGGAGGGGGUCGACAUCAAUUCACCGAUGCUGAAUGCGCUGGCUUCUGUGGUCUUGACAGCCGACAAGAAGCUGACUUGGGGUCCUCAGCGCUUGAAGAAGAUUGAGCGGGAGAGAAGUACACAGUUGCGAUGGGGCUUGACUUGCGGCAUGGACCAACUGGGGGAUCUCAUGACGGCCAUGGUCAUUGGAGACUCAAGGAUGUACAGUUUCUGA